This is a messenger RNA of Sparassis crispa, 984 nucleotides long. RefSeq lists its product as hypothetical. The transcript has a single exon. NCBI's taxonomy places the organism in Eukaryota, Fungi, Basidiomycota, Agaricomycetes, Polyporales, Sparassidaceae. The record is from RefSeq and is a predicted model, not a curated record. The coding region runs from base 1 to 984 and encodes 327 amino acids.
AUGUGCGCCCGAUGCGAGGCCAAUGAGUUAGCCGCCGAGAAAACAGAAAAACAUAAGAAAACAGAAACUUACUUUAUUGGAAUCAACAAUGCGGGUGCUACAACGGGCGCUCCGCAAAAUGAAGCUGAGCCAGAACUUCAAGAUCUAGGUCCCAAGAUCGAGAUUAAGAUAGGAGAUCACACGCUCGAUCAAGAAGAUAUUAUUGCGCUCCUCGGUCUCGGAGGCCUGGCAGAUCCUACAUUCCCCUUGUGUCUCUCCCAAUCCCACUUCGGAGCUCUCAUUACUGGACUCACUGUGCUCUUGGACGCGACCCCCCAGACUCCCGGAUCGAACACACCCAAUUUAUACGACUUGCAAUAUAUGGAGCCUGCCCCGGAUUUACCUAUAACUUACGUGGAGGAUGCUCGACCACUCAGAUCACCCCCCCUUCCUUUCUCCAACCUCUCCUCCACUGCUAUGACCUGCUGUGAUGAUUCCCCAGCCCGUGUUCUGCCACAAGAGCGCAAAUAUGCCAUACGCAUGUCUAGCUACACUGAGUCCCACCUCGAUAUUCCGCCGCUGCCUGAGCAUCCUAUAUUAGGCAACCUCACUCGUGACACCCGUGGAAAGUCGAUCUAUGACCUGUUGAGUGACGCAGUCUCUCAGUAUACUCAGUAUAGGCAGCACAACAUGUUCUCGUCUGUCUGCCUCAGGUCCCCCGCCACUAUCGUCUAUGCCCCGAUGCAGACUUGUUACGGACCUGCACGCCCUUGUGUACAGAUGAUGGUCAUGCAGGCUGAGUUCUGUCUGAAUGGAAUGGACCGCGCGAGCAUAUGUUAUGGGCUCGCAGUCUCAUUUUUCUUCGGAAGUGAUGCACACCCACCUGAUAGUUUCUUCCCUGCCCCAAUUGUAGGAAAGUUGUUUCCCAGCCCGAGCGUGGGCCCACGUUUCUCAGACGACUUAGCCGGAGCUGUAGGAAUGGUAUGCGAAGGACCGGAGAUGUGA